GUUAAUUGUAACGAUCGUUAUCACAUUCAAUACUAGCAGGUGCUUUGGUUCGUUUGGUUGUUGUCGAGAUGGCCCGCACCAAGCAGACUGCGCGCAAGUCAACUGGUGGCAAGGCCCCUCGUAAACAACUGGCUACUAAGGCUGCACGUAAAUCAGCGCCUGUGGCGGCUGGAGUGAAGAAACCACACCGUUAUCGCCCUGGUACCGUGGCUCUGCGUGAGAUUCGUAAAUUCCAGAAAUCGACUGAGUUGUUAAUUCGCAAGUUGCCUUUCCAGCGUCUGGUACGUGAGAUUGCUGAGGACUUUAAGACGGAGCUGCGUUUCCAAUCGCAAGCUGUUUUGGCUCUGCAGGAGGCUGCUGAGGCGUACUUGGUUGGCCUCUUUGAGGACACCAACCUUUGUGCCAUCCACGCUAAGCGUGUUACCAUCAUGCCCAAGGACAUACAGCUUGCCAGGAGGAUCAGGGGUGAGAGAGCUUAAUGAUAUAGCAGAUGCUGCUGCUCUCAUCUGCC
This is a messenger RNA of Babesia bovis T2Bo, 511 nucleotides long. Its product is annotated as putative histone H3. The record is from RefSeq and is a predicted model, not a curated record. Lineage: Eukaryota; Apicomplexa; Aconoidasida; Piroplasmida; Babesiidae. The coding region runs from base 69 to 479 and encodes 136 amino acids. Gene Ontology annotation, molecular function: DNA binding; structural constituent of chromatin; protein heterodimerization activity. The transcript has 2 exons. Gene Ontology annotation, cellular component: nucleosome.